This is a messenger RNA of Ogataea parapolymorpha DL-1, 960 nucleotides long. Its product is annotated as succinyl-CoA ligase [ADP-forming] subunit alpha, mitochondrial. The coding region runs from base 1 to 960 and encodes 319 amino acids. Gene Ontology annotation, cellular component: mitochondrion; succinate-CoA ligase complex (ADP-forming). The transcript has a single exon. NCBI's taxonomy places the organism in Eukaryota, Fungi, Ascomycota, Pichiomycetes, Pichiales, Pichiaceae. The record is from RefSeq and is a predicted model, not a curated record. Gene Ontology annotation, biological process: tricarboxylic acid cycle. Gene Ontology annotation, molecular function: succinate-CoA ligase (ADP-forming) activity; succinate-CoA ligase (GDP-forming) activity.
AUGUUAAGAAGAGCCUUCUCAACCACCAGAGCAGCCAGAAACUACUCGGACACGAUCAAGAACCUCAAGAUCAACAAGGACACCAAGGUGAUCUACCAGGGUUUCACGGGAAGACAGGCCACCUUCCAUGCUGAGCAAGCCUUGGCAUAUGGUACCAAAAUUGUCGGUGGAACCAACCCAAAGAAAGCCGGCCAGACCCACCUGGGCAAGCCCGUUUUCGCCAGUGUUGCGGACGCCAUCAAGGAGACAGGAGCUACCGCCAGCGGUAUCUUUGUUCCUCCUCCGAUCGCGGCCAGUGCCAUUGAGGAGGCUGUUGCUGCUGAGAUCCCGCUGGUGGUCGCCAUCACCGAGGGAAUCCCACAGGCAGACAUGCUGAGAGUGUCGCAGCUGCUCAGAACCCAGUCUAAGACCAGAUUGGUCGGACCUAACUGUCCGGGAAUCAUUGCUCCAGAACAGUGCAAGAUCGGAAUCAUGCCCCAGAACAUCCACAAGAAGGGCAGAAUCGGCAUUGUUUCGAGAUCCGGAACCCUCACGUACGAGGCCGUCAACCAGACCACCAAGGUCGGUCUGGGCCAGUCGCUGGUCAUCGGAAUGGGAGGUGACCCAUGUCCAGGUACCAAUUUCAUCGACGCCCUGACACUGUUCCUGAACGACCCAGAAACAGAGGGUAUCAUUUUGAUCGGUGAAAUCGGUGGAGAGGCCGAGGAAGAGGCCGCUGAGUACCUCAAACAGUAUAACCUCACCAGAGACGUUCCAAAGCCGGUUGUCUCCUUCAUUGCCGGUGUUACUGCUCCUCCAGGAAGAAGAAUGGGCCACGCCGGUGCUCUGAUCUCGGGCGGCAAGGGUACUGCCAAGUCCAAGAUCGAGGCUUUGACUGCUGCCGAGGCCGUGGUUGUGCCUUCUCCAGGCAGACUCGGUAAGGCUCUCUACGACCAGUUCGUCGAGAAGAAGUUGCUCUAG